This is a messenger RNA of Dermatophagoides pteronyssinus (European house dust mite), 1215 nucleotides long. Its product is annotated as macro domain-containing protein PG1779-like. Gene Ontology annotation, molecular function: ADP-ribosylglutamate-[protein] hydrolase activity. Lineage: Eukaryota; Metazoa; Arthropoda; Arachnida; Sarcoptiformes; Pyroglyphidae. Gene Ontology annotation, cellular component: nucleoplasm. Gene Ontology annotation, biological process: DNA damage response; purine nucleoside metabolic process; peptidyl-glutamate ADP-deribosylation. The record is from RefSeq and is a predicted model, not a curated record.
AAUUUUUUUUUUCAUUUUUUUUUGUUGCUUUAUGGUGUAGCUUGUGCCAUCUAUCGAAUAAUGAUAUCGAUUCAUUGAGACUCAUUCUUUGUUCCAACAGCUGAUCCAUUAUUGAAUUAUUAUUAUGCAAAUUAUAAAUCGUUUAUUCGUCAUUCCAUUAUCAUUAAAAAUUGGUUUAAAUUUAGCAUUAAUCACACAACAACAAUCACAUCGAACAAUGGCUAGUUUUCAAUCAACUAAAGAUAAAUUUCUUUCCAUGGAUAUAAAUGAAAAACGUAAACAUUAUAAAUGUGGUGAUAAUUAUGUACGAUUAGAUCAGAUACCACGAUGGUCUGAACAAUCAAAACAAUAUCAAACAAAAGAACAAACAAUAAAUGUAUGCAGUAAAUAUAAACCAAAUGCCGAAAUGAAUGAUCGUUUAUCAUUGUUUAAUGGUGAUAUAACAACAUUGGAAAUUGAUGCCAUUGUUAAUGCAGCCAAUGAACAAUUAGCUGGUGGUGGUGGAGUUGAUGGUUUCAUACAUCGUGCUGCCGGAUAUGAGGAUUUACAGGCUGAAUGUCGUACAUUGAAUGGUUGUCGUACUGGUGAUUGUAAAAUGACAGGUGGAUAUCGUUUACCAGCAAAAUAUAUAAUACAUUGUGUUGGCCCAAUUGGAGAAAAGCCCGACCUGUUGGCUAGUUGUUAUCAACGAGCAUUAGAUUCAUUACGAGAUAAUCAACUACGUUCGAUUGCAUUUCCAUGCAUAUCGACUGGAAUAUUUGGUUAUCCAAAUGAAAAUGCAGCUCAUAUUGCAUUGAAUACCAUACGACAUUGGUUUGAAAAUUCAACAACAAAUAUUCAAUCAAUUGAUCGAAUAAUUUUCUGUUUAUUUCUUGACAAAGAUAUUGAAAUUUAUAAUCGUUUAAUACGAGAAUAUUUUCCACCAACUCAAUGAAUUUUUUUGUUAAUUAUCAUUGAUAAAUGAUUUUUUUGCUCGUUUUGAUUUUAUUAAAAAAAUUUUUCAUUCGAAUCAGUCAUGCGUCGUAACCAUUUUUGAGGUUGUUGAUCAACAACAACAACAACAGGAAAAUCGAAUCUUUUUUUUACGGAUUAUGAUGAUGUUAAGCAGCUUGUUGCUGUUUAGCCGCAUCUUUUCGUUUCUGCAAACAUCAUCAAUAUUUUUUUUUGAUAUAUUUUCAAUGUUUAUGUUUAAUAAAUUUUCAAUUCAACUCGAUC